This is a messenger RNA of Punica granatum (pomegranate), 1316 nucleotides long. NCBI's taxonomy places the organism in Eukaryota, Viridiplantae, Streptophyta, Magnoliopsida, Myrtales, Lythraceae. The record is from RefSeq and is a predicted model, not a curated record.
GACUUGAAAAGUGGGGCGGGAGCAAUAAUCAAAAUCGCGCCCUUCUCCUCCUCCUCGUAUUCUUCUUCUUGUUCUUCGCUUCCACAGACAGAAGAACAGAAGGACGAAGCUCCAGCCGUGCAGAAGAGAGAGAGAACUGUAGAAAGAGAGAGAGAGGGGGGGGAGAGAGAAUGGGGAAUCAGAAGCUGAAAUGGACGGCGGAGGAAGAGGAAGCGCUGCUCGCCGGAAUCGCUAAGUACGGCCCCGGCAAGUGGAAGAACAUCCUCCGGGACCCCGAGUUCGCCCCCUCCCUCGUCAACCGCUCCAACAUCGACUUGAAGGAUAAAUGGAGGAACUUGAGUGUUUCAGGGCCAGGCUCAAAAGAAAAACUUCGGUUGCCUAAAGGAAAAGCGUUACCAGCUCUGCAAAAUUCAGUUGCACCGGCUUCUGCUGCUCCUGCAGUUCUUGCCGACAACACAACCACUGAUGCCGUCAUUGAUGACCCUUCGAAUAGCUUGCAUGAUAGCAAGAAUGCUUGCCGGUACAAUGAAUUGAUAAUUGAAACCCUUUCAACCAUAACAGAUUCAAAUGGUGCUGAUAUUGGUACAAUUCUCAGCUACAUUGAGGAAAGGCUUGAGGUCCCGCCGAAUUUCCGUAGGCUCCUGGGAUCAAGAUUGAGAAGGCUUGUUUUACAAGGGAAGCUUGAAAAGGUUCAGAAUAACUACAGGGUGAAUAGAGAUGUCACAGUGGGAACAAAUCCACCCACCCCUAAGCAAAAGGAUGUUAAACCGAGGCCAAUUCAAGCGCCAUCAGUACUACCUUCCCAUGAAACGAUGCAAGAGGCUGCCAUGGCUGCAGCAUACAAAGUCGCCGAAGCAGAGAACAAAGCCUUUCUUGCCUCUGAAGCUGUGAAGGAGGCUGAGAGGGUGUCAAAGAUGGCUGAUGAUACCGAUGCAAUGCUGCAGCUGGUGAAGGAGAUAUGCGAACAGUGUAAGGUCCUACCUCUAAGCCCCGUCGAGCAGCCUGAUACUUCGUGGUCAUGUUAAGUAAUACCUUUUUUUUCCCUGUACUCGUGCAGGCUCACGGGGCGAGUUUAUUCUCCUGGCGUAGUAUGUCUAUUGUAGCAAAAAAUGCGUUUUGUAAUUCUUCUCGCCCCCUCUAGUAUCGACAUGUAAAUUCCUUGCUCCUCGAAGAUCAAUCUUCGGUUUUUUCCCUCCUUUUGUCCCUUAUUAUUUGGAUCGGGCAUCGGCCACUUUGAUCAAACCGAAUGAACACAGAUUCCGACUGGGUUGAGAUUCUGCUAUCGCAUUCUUUUAAUGAAUGCCCCCAUUUCCUCA